This is a messenger RNA of Lolium perenne, 1696 nucleotides long. RefSeq names its product cytochrome P450 89A2. Lineage: Eukaryota; Viridiplantae; Streptophyta; Magnoliopsida; Poales; Poaceae. Gene Ontology annotation, cellular component: membrane. The record is from RefSeq and is a predicted model, not a curated record. Gene Ontology annotation, molecular function: oxidoreductase activity, acting on paired donors, with incorporation or reduction of molecular oxygen, NAD(P)H as one donor, and incorporation of one atom of oxygen; heme binding; iron ion binding.
UCCUAUAAAACCCAUCCAAUCGAGGCGAAACCGGAGCAGCACCAUGGACACGUGGCAGAUACUCCUCGGUGCGAUCCUCGGCGCCCUCCCACUCAUCCUCCUCCUCCUCCGCAAUGGCAUCUGGCGGCGCCGCCUCCCGCCUGGGCCGCCCUCCGUGCCGGUGCUGGGCAGCGUGGUGUUGCUCACCAACUCGCUCGCCGACGUAGAGCCCCUCCUCCGGCGCCUUUUCGCGCGGUACGGCCCCGUCGUCUCGCUGCGCGUUGGAUCCCACCUCUCCAUCUUCGUCGCCGACCGCCGCCUCGCGCAUGCGGCGCUCGUGGAGAGCGGCGCAGCCCUGGCCGACCGGCCACCCCUUUCUACCGUCACGCUCCUCGGCGAGAACGACAACACCAUCACGCGCGCCAGCUACGGGCCCGUGUGGCGCCUCCUUCGCCGCAACCUCGUCGCCGAGACGCUGCACCCGUCGCGGGUCCGCCUCUUCGGGCCCGCGCGCUCCUGGGUGCGCGGCGUGCUCGUCCAGAAGCUGCGGGAGGAUUCCGCCGGCGGGGCGGCCGUCGUGGAGACGUUCCAGUACGCCAUGUUCUGUCUCCUCGUGCUCAUGUGCUUCGGCGAGCGGCUCGACGAGGCCGCGGUGCGCGCCAUCGCCGCCGCGCAGCGCAACCACCUGCUCUACAUCAGCAGCAAGAUGUCCGUCUUCGCCUUCUUCCCGUCGCUCACCAAGCAUCUCUUCCGCGACCGCCUCAAGACAGCGCACGCCAUGCGGCAGCGGCAGAAGGAGCUGUUCGUGCCGCUGAUCAACGCGCGCCGGGAGUACAAGAGCCGCGGCGGCGAGAUCGGGAAAGAGACCACGUUCGAGCACUCGUACGUGGACACCCUGCUCGACAUCAAGCUCCCCGAGGAGGGGAACCGCCCGCUCACGGACGACGAGAUGGUCAACCUCUGCGGCGAGUUCCUCAACGCCGGCACCGACACCACCUCCACCGGGCUGCAGUGGAUCAUGGCCGAACUGGUCAAGAACCCGGCGAUACAGGAGAAUCUCUACAAGGAGAUCAGUGCCACGACUGGGGACGAACAGGUCGAGGUCUCCGAGGAUGACGUCCACAAGAUGCCUUACCUCAAAGCCGUCGUCCUCGAGGGACUGCGCAAGCACCCGCCGGGGCACUUCGUGCUGCCGCACAAGCCGGCGGAGGACAUGGAGAUCGGCGGGUACCUCAUCCCCAAGGGCGCCACGGUGAACUUCAUGAUCGCCGAGAUGGGCCGCGACGAGCGGGAGUGGGAGAAGCCGCUGGAGUUCUCGCCGGAGCGGUUCCUGCCAGGCGGCGCGGGCGAAGGGGUGGACGUGACCGGCAAUCGUGAGAUCAAGAUGAUGCCGUUCGGCGUGGGCCGAAGGAUCUGCGCGGGACUCGGCAUCGCCAUGCUCCACCUCGAGUACUUCGUGGCCAACAUGGUGAGGGAGUUUGAGUGGCAGGAGGUCGCAGGUCAGGAGGUGGACUUCGCCGAGAAGCCCGAGUUCACCGUCGUCAUGAAGAAACCGCUGCGCCCGCGCCUAGUGCCCCGUAGGACUUCUUAGAAUAAAAGAACUUCGAUCAUCAACUGGUAUUAUUUCGAUCGAUUGUUCUCGCUUAGUUCAAAUGUUUAAUUCAUGUUGAUGAUGGAAUUCGUUGGUGGAUAGUAUGAUGGAAAUUUACUAGUGCUA